Messenger RNA from Exophiala dermatitidis NIH/UT8656, 1825 nucleotides. RefSeq lists its product as uncharacterized. The record is from RefSeq and is a predicted model, not a curated record. The coding region runs from base 169 to 1335 and encodes 388 amino acids. NCBI's taxonomy places the organism in Eukaryota, Fungi, Ascomycota, Eurotiomycetes, Chaetothyriales, Herpotrichiellaceae. The transcript has a single exon.
AACUUCACCGGAUGCUGUUGAACUCCAACGCAGUCUUGCCAUUCCCAUUCCUUACUACCACUACAACAUGACUUUGUUAUACUUUUCACGCAGUCCGCUUUGAUUCCUCGAGGUCGAGUUGUUCUAACCGUGUUCUCAUCUGAGCUUCCCCAAGCUCCCCGUCCAACAAUGGCCGUUAGAGAAGCAUCGCACGCUGGUUCGUGGUACUCGGACAACAGCCGCCAACUUGCAAGCCAGCUGGACCUCUGGCUGUCCAGAGUACCAGAGAAGGACAUACUGCCGGGCAUCGAGAAGCUACCGGUGCCGGGUGCGAGAGCGGUGAUAGCACCUCAUGCCGGAUACGCAUACUCAGGACCUUGUGCUGCAUGGGCCUACAAAUGCCUGGACCUGUCCCAAGCCAAGCGCAUCUUCAUCCUCCACCCCUCCCAUCAUCGGCAUUUACGCACAGCUGCCUUGCCUGUGGUUGAUGCGUAUGAGACACCUCUUUCCGACCAACCUCUACCACUCGACCGGGAAACGAUCCACGAGCUAUCGAGCCUCUCAGCCACCAACGAGAACGGCGAGACCGUCAAAUUCACCACCAUGUCCAAAUCCGUGGACGAGGCUGAACAUAGUGCAGAGAUGCAACUGCCCUACAUCCACCGACUGCUGCAGAAACUAUACCCGGGUCAACCCGAAUCUUCAUAUCCACCACUGGUUCCAAUCAUGGUUGGCGGGACGAGUGUGACCACCGAACAGACCUUGGGGAAGAUGCUUGCGCCGUACAUUGCGGACGAGCAGAACGCCUUUGUCAUCUCGUCUGACUUUUGUCACUGGGGGAGCAGAUUCGGAUACACCUAUUACGUGCCGGACGCUCCAAGUCCGGCGCUGUCGCCGCUGAUGCUUCCCAACGGCGUUCGAGGCGAGUUCACGACGGCCAAGGAGUCGACGAACGAAGAUGUGCACAAAGUACCUACACUCGGUCAAGGAGAGGAACUUAGAUCAAACACCAGAAUCCCAAAAGGCGGGCCCCAGAUAUAUGAGAGUAUAGCACAUGUGGACAGAGCGUGCAUGUGCGCCAUUGCCACGGGCAGCCAUUCGGAGUUUUGUCGUGUGCUCCGCAUCACUGGCAACACCGUCUGUGGCAGGCAUCCCAUUGGCGUUUUCAUGGCGGGCGUUGAAGAAGUUGAGCGAAACAAAAGGGACAAGGGCGAGCAUGCUAAAGCUGACACUGACCCUGACACCACGGAUCCAACCCGAGGGAAAUUCAGAUUUAUGCGGUAUGAGAGGAGCAGCGAUGUCAUCAGUCCCAAGGACAGCAGUGUCAGUUAUGUGAGUGCCUUUGCGGUACUCUAACGAAGGAACGAGAAUAUGACAAGAAGACGUCUCGAAUGGGAUGGCUGCAGUCAUACAGAUAUCAUAUCUUCACGGCGGAAAGGUUCCGGUUGUCGAGGUGCGGCUUCAAGCAGUGGCCCGGCCUAUCAUUAUUCCAGAAGACUUAUUAGAGGAUGAGCUGUCGGUGUCGAGUGUUCAAGUUGUCGAUAGAGCAACCAUGGCGGGCAUGGAAUCAAUAUAUGGAGCUAAACGACAGAACCUCGGUGUUCCUGUUCGCUCAUCCAAGCGCCAUUCAUAUCGCUGAGGGGAUACGGCUCAACCACGGCUUCCGUUUUGAAUUCUGGCACUUUCUCUGUUCCUUCCCUGUAUACAGAAAUGUUUGUUUGAUGUGAUCGGCCAAUCCCUGAGCAAGGAAGGGACGUUGUUUGGAAAGAGCGGCUUGGUUUUGUCCGACUCAGUCAACUCUGCAGCUUUCACUUCUCCCAAUCUUUCACUUCUCCCAAUCUUUCAC